AUGCGCCCGCUGUGUCGCACACCUCCCUCGUUGCAGAGUUCUCCUCCACCUGAGCUAGAGGAGGCCGAAAGUGAGAUCACUGCAGUUGAUAGGUCUGGAAUCACUAAAACAGAUAGAGAAGUUGGAUCUAUCAGAUUGUGGCCUAACAACCAAAGGAACAAUUUAGAGAAGGAUGUGCUAGUCACACUUGGUGCAUUGUCAUCCCUUCAAUUUCUAAACCUAAGUAAGAAUCCUUCUAUUCAAGGUUCAUUCACCAAUGAAGAUUUAAUUGAGUUCCAUAAUUUAGAAAUUUUAAACCUUGAUCAUUGUGGAUUAAAUGGAACUAUACCACCUCAAAAUUUGUGUAAAAUGAAAAAACUUAAGGAGUUGGAUCUUUCUAACAAUUAUUUGGAAGGAGACAUACCUACAUGCUUAAACGAGUUAUCAUUUUUGAGACGAUUGGAUGUCAAUAAUAAUCUAUUGAAUGGAAGUAGCCCUAACAGCUUCCACAUGCUUGCCAUGCGAAACAAUUCAUUUUCUGGCCCUUUUCCAUGCGAAGUAUUAUCUUUGAGAGGAAAUGAUUUCACUGGAGAAAUCCCACAUCAGUUAUGUCAAUUGCGAAAGUUAAAUUGGUUGGAUUUGUCCAACAACUUCCUCUCGGGACCUAUUCCUAGUUGCCUCGGUGAUAUGAAUUUUGGGAAAGAGCCAAAUUAUGCCGGUAUAACAUAUAUCGCACCAACUUCAGUUGAAGGAGAGCUUGAAGGAAUGCAGUCAUAUGUUUAUGAUGAUAAUGUGGAGAUGUAUACUAAGUACAGAGCUGAUUCCUAUACUGGUAGGUUAUUGGCAAUGAUGUCUGGAUUGGAUCUAUCAUGUAACAACUUGGAAGGAGAAAUUCCAAAUGAACUCGGAUAUCUCAAUUCCAUCCAUACUCUCAACCUUUCACACAAUUGGUUAAGUGGACCCAUUCCUCAGACAUUUUCAAACCUGAAACAGAUUGAAAGUUUAGAUCUUUCACAAAACAAUCUCAGUGGAGAAAUUCCAUCCAACUUGAUAGAUCUGAAUUUUAUGGGGACAUUUUCUGUAGCAUAUAACAAUCUAUCGGGAAGACUUCCAGAUAUGAAGGGUCAAUUUCAAACCUUUAAAGAGAAUAGUUAUGCAGGUAACCCAUUCCUCUGCGGACCUCCAUUGAAGAAAGACUGUAAGGUCAAGGUCAAGAACAAGAACAACAAUGAUGAUCAUCAUGAUUAUGAUCAUGAUGAUGAUAAAGAUGAAGCUUGGUAUACUAUUGACAGAGAGGUUUUCUUUGCAAGCUUUAUGGGGGCCUAUAUUGUCUACAUUUUGGGAUUCAUUACCGUGCUAUGGAUCAAUACCCGUUGGCGUAACAUGUGGUUCAAUUUCAUCGAAAAUAUCUUGUUUUCAUCUUACUAUUUUCUAUUAGAUGCAUGGUAUAAGUGUUUUAGGGUUCGAAUAUGAUCAUCUCCACAAUCAAACAAACUGUGUUGUUGGAAUA
Messenger RNA from Impatiens glandulifera, 1489 nucleotides. Its product is annotated as receptor-like protein 56. The record is from RefSeq and is a predicted model, not a curated record. The transcript is spliced from 6 exons. Lineage: Eukaryota; Viridiplantae; Streptophyta; Magnoliopsida; Ericales; Balsaminaceae. Gene Ontology annotation, molecular function: protein binding. The coding region runs from base 1 to 1452 and encodes 483 amino acids.